Molecule: messenger RNA, 3378 nt
Organism: Fibroporia radiculosa
Lineage: Eukaryota; Fungi; Basidiomycota; Agaricomycetes; Polyporales; Fibroporiaceae
Exons: 13
Coding region: 1-3378 (1125 amino acids)
Source: RefSeq, a predicted model, not a curated record
AUGUCCCGCUUCCGGCCUGCGCGCGCGUCGCCUCCUUUGAAACAUGCUCCUGCCGUUCCUGCUGUGGUCCUCGCUCAUGAUCUCCUUAACGAAUCACGAUCUUCCACAGUAUCUGUCCCAGAACUUACUGGUCUCACGUCCGAAGAAGUCGAUUUUAUCGAUGCUGUCAUUGAACGGGCUCCUGCGACCGCUACCACCUUCUUGACUGUUUUCAAAGCAUAUAACGAUAUUCUGCAAGAACGCGGGCUGGACCCCCAAAACGAAGUGGUAUAUUAUGGCAAGCUCCUGAAACUUGGAACAUUGCGUGGCAAAAACUGGGGCGAAAAAUGGGAGGCUAUCAAGAGACAGGAGGGCUAUGGACCAAGCUCAGGAGGAGGUAGCGGACGAACUACUCGGGUUGCUCGAACAACUCCUGCAUCUAGCAGGAUUGCAACGCGUCUAAGCACUGGCCUUAAGAAGGAUAAGCCAGAGGAUACUCUGACACUUCAUUCUCAUCUUGACGAUAUUGACUCUGUAUUAGCUGAACCUGUGUCAGCGAGUGCUAUAACGAUUCCGUCUUACCUAGACACUCCACGUCCUGUCCAUCGACCAUCUUCACCAUCAUUUACGCCUACGGCUCCCAAUUCUCUUGGCCUCCAAAUGGAAUUUCCAUCGAUGCAGUCGAACGCAAGGCAUGCUCCACGUAGUUCUUCCAUUCGGCCACCCCUCUGGAACGAUAACGCAUCAGAAGUUACGGGUAUGACUGCGGUAUCCUCUUCUACAAUUCCUCCAUCGUAUGGCGCCGCUGUCCGUGAGUCAGCAUCUUUUAGGUACGGGGGUUUUGGUACGCCGCGACCACAGUCCAAAAUCGCCCCCGGUAGAGCCGUGUCUCCUUCUCCCAUAUCACGACUUACAACUCCAAGGCAAGAAACUAUUCGGACUGAGGAACGCAGGAAGAGCGUCAUAAACGAAGAUGACGCAUGGCUGAAGAUAAGAGAAGCACAAGACAUCAAAGAAGCUGAUCGUUUUCGUGAGGAACGACUAGUAGAGCGCUGCUGGGAAGUUUGGAAACAGGGAUAUCAGUGGAUCAUUACGACCAAUGAGCAGAUUUCUCAAGCCCGUGACACGUUAAUCCUGCGUCUGGCUUUCAGUCGCUGGCGUCAUCGUUGCACUACCAACCGUGAAUUACACCAGAAAGUAUCUGUGCUCGAUAAUACCCGCCGCUUAAAAUUCGCGCUUAAUUUGUGGAAGGAUAAAUACAAGGAGAAGAAGCAAGCUGAUUGGCGUGACUCGAUGCGAGCACGCAUGAAGACUGUGCGGGAGCGUAGAGAAGCGAAAUUGAUGAAGGACGCGUGGGCGAAGUGGAGGCAGUCAUUCCGAUCGCACCUUUCUGAACAACAUUAUUCGGAGAGGCUUGCAAUACGCUUCUUUGGUCACUGGAAGAAGCGACUCAUGCAACUAGACGAGCUUGAUGCAGCCGCAGAACAUUUCAUAUACAGCUGUGAGGAAAGGUAUAUUGAGAAAUGUUGGGAUGUGUGGCGCCGGGGUGUCGACUUACGGAAGAUGGAGAAGGCCAUGACACAGCAGGUGUCUCUUAGGAUCGUCGGACAGGCGGUGGAUGUUUGGAGAAAUCGCCUACAACAACAUCGUGUAGCGGACGAAUUUUACGACAUUGCUGUGCUCAAAAGUGCACUCAAGUCAUGGAAGGCAGCGCGGGAUCGAAUAAGAGCCCUUGAACGUCGAGCCUCGAAACACGUUGCUCGUCAAGAUGACGUAUUGACACGAGCCGUUCUUCGAGUGUGGAAGGCUCAUGAGCGCGGGCGCCUACUUGAACGAGUCAGAACUACUCGGCUAUUGAAGCAAGCCUGGGCAAUAUGGAAACGACGAAUACGGAACCAAAAAGGCCUUGAAGAUCUCGCGCUUGCAUUUUCCAUGCGGUCCUCUUCAACGCUUACCUCUUCUCUGCAGAGUUGGCAUGAAGUCUUUGUAUCCCAUCGAAAUGCGCAAUCGUUUGCCAUUCAUUAUCACUCUGCUCAGCUGCAGUACAAAAUGCUCCUCACGUGGCGUCUUCAGUUACGGACGAAGUUGAGAUUGGCUAAACAGGCAAAGAUAGCUCAAAAACUCUUCGUACAGAAAAGGUUUUCGAACAAAUGGCGCAUGGCCCUCAAGCAGAAGCAGCUAGGAUCGAAAUUGCAGGGCUUUGAAACUAGACUCAUCCAGCAGUAUUUCUUGGAGUGGCUCCAAUUGGCUGAGCAGCAACGACGACGCAAGGUAGCCGCUGAAAUCAUUCAGCAACGCGUCAACAUGCGCAUCAUGACAAAUGCAUUAACUUAUUGGACCAAUCGUGUCGUUGACAUCAAAGACCGAGAGCUUCAAGUAUCUCAGAAGAAAGAUGGAAAAAUUCUGAGCUCUGCUUUCAAGAAAUGGAAGGCUUUGUGCAUACGUCAUGUGGAGGAAUUGAGCUUGAUGGAGAGCUACCAGGAUGUCAAACGAGAAGAGAACAUGCGUCGGAUGUUCUAUCGUUGGCUUACGGCUGCACGUCAUGCUAGGCACAGGCGGUUGUAUUUGCAACAAAAAGAAGAUGAGCUCAAGCUGACAUUUGCUGCCGCUGCAUGGGACAAGUGGAGGGAACGAUUCCAAGAUAUCAGAUUACAACCAUUGGCGGAUGGUUUCCUAGCGCAAAGGCAGAAGAAUCUCAUGUUCCGUGCAUUUGGAAUCUGGCACUCCAAGACUAGAUCAUUGCCCGCUGUCCGCUUUCAUGCUUAUCACGCCAAACUCAAAGCAUGGCAGAUAUGGAGAAAUACUAUGCCUAGGGCACUACGGGCCAAACGGGCGCGCGAAUUCAAUCGCCAGUCUGUGAUAUCUAGGGUCUUCAACAAAUGGCAGAAGGCGUACAAGACCAAGAUCGAGUUGAAAGCGGUCGCUCGUGCAAGAUAUCUUCGCCUCCCCACCGCUGCUCCACGUCAGGUCCUUGACCAUAGUCGUCCUACGCAACAAACAGUCCGACCUUUGUUUCUUUCACGGCCGGUUCGUUCCCCUAGUCCCACGGAGCCUGCCACGUCUGCGCGAAGUGCUCCGGCUUUGUCUCGGACUCAUCUGGCAAGGGGUGGUAUUGCCAGCCUGCUUAACCGAAGAUCAGUGUCACCUGAACGUCCGAAGCUGUCCACUCGAGGUGGGAGUACCACCCGCCCAGCAAGCCCUACAAAUUCGCAAUCUUCUCUUGGUCUCCACACUCGAAACAAAAAUCCCUCUCGGACCGGCGCUUUUGGUUCCACAGCCUCAGCUGGCGAUAUUGGGAGGAGCACAUUGUGGCAAGAACUUCGGGGCAUUCAACUACGUUCGCGCCCCCUGUCAGAUAUAUCUCGGUCUAAAGACCCAAUUGAUGAACGGCCGGACUAA